Dreissena polymorpha is the source of this 1245-nucleotide messenger RNA. RefSeq names its product protein dachsous-like. The record is from RefSeq and is a predicted model, not a curated record. The transcript is spliced from 5 exons. Lineage: Eukaryota; Metazoa; Mollusca; Bivalvia; Myida; Dreissenidae. Gene Ontology annotation, molecular function: calcium ion binding. Bases 110 to 847 code for a protein of 245 amino acids. Gene Ontology annotation, cellular component: membrane.
AAGAGUUGCACGUGAUUUCCGGUACUGACCAUUUGUAUAAAUGUCCAGCAGAAUUAUGCUUCAAAUGCAGUUCGUGUCAGCAACGAAAGGAUUUACAUAAAAACCAACAAUGAGAGGAUUUAUCGGAAUACUAGCUGUGGCUUACCUGUUCCACCAUGCAGAUGCAGCAGUAGUCUUCACUGGUCCUUCGAUCGGAGGCACUACACCAGAUUUUACUGGCGCAGCCAGUAUAGCAGAAACGAGUACUGCAGGGGAUGUUCUUUUCUCCUUUACUUCAACGGAUGAGGGAUCUGCGACGUAUGCCUUUGCUGCAGACGGAAACCCAGGAUCUGUGGCUGUAAUAGAUGCAAAAAACGUCAAGCUGGCGACAUCGAAAUCUAUCGACUUCGAAACAACUACAUCACUCGUGUUUAAGAUCACAGGAACUGAAGGUGGUGCUGCUGUGACACUGACGGUCACGCUGACCAUUACUAACAGGCUGGAGUUUGCAAAAACAAGUUACGAAGUUUGCGUGGCAGAAGGCACUGUAGCAGCAACUGUUGUUGGAACAUACAAAGUAGCCGAUGCUAAAGGAACAGAUACAGUAGCCUACGCUAAUGCUCCUGCCACUUAUCUGAGUGUUGGCCCCUCAACGGGUGAGCUCACGGUUGCAACGGGCCAGACACUGACAAGCGCUACAACUGGCGGAUACACCACAACGAUCACUGCAACUGCUACUGGAACCGGUGCAUCGGCUGUCGGUACAACCAGUGUGAAGGUCACGGUCGGAGGAUGUAGCGGAGCUGGACAAAUCCAGUUCAUGGCUAUUUUGCUGCUGAUCCCACUGCUGAUCACACGUUUAUUCUAAUUUCUCAACGAAUGGGCACGCAAUACGUGGACUAUCGAUCGUUAUUCCGUAUAUCGACAAUGAAAAUAAAGUAUUCUAAGUUGUGUUAAAUUUAUAUAUAUUCACAUAACAUUAUAUGCAUUGAUUCUUAAAACACAGACAUUAUAUUUUACACUGUUUAGACAAAGGAGCUCAAAUUCAAUAAGAAAUUUAAUAUGUUAAACAUAUACAUCGUACACAUAGUACAUGCAUAGGCGUUCAAAAAAUACCUUUUUAUUUGUGUGUGCAUAGAAUAGAUAUGUACAUUCAUGAAUCGUCCCUCAAUGAAAUACCUUUGGGUACUCGAUAAUUUGGGAUAAUGAAACUUGUUUGUACCUAAAUACGUUUGUUAUACUUUUUGAAAUAAAGUUUUUCUUAAA